UUUUAAACUAAGAUAUAUAGUCAUACUAGUGAAAAAAAUUUAUUUAUAUCAAAAUAUAUGGUGUGUUGAUACUUUAAAAGAAAAAUCAAAUGGAGGAUGGAAGGGUGGAAGAAGAAGAAACGAAAGAGGGGAGAAGGGAAGAUACGAGAAAGAAGAUGACAACUUAUUGAGAAAUUGUACUCAUAGCUUUAAGAGGAUAGUAGAUAUCAUAAAUUCCGUUUAACCUAGUUUUUGUAACCUAAGUUUUCAGUUUUUUAAGGGGGAUUGAGUUAGAUCGACUUAUCGAGUUGAGAAACUCCUCAAUUGGACUUGGGAUACACAUUUUUUACACAUGUCUGUGUAAGGUUUUUUUUAUGUCUGUGUAUAGACAUAAAAAAAACCUUACACAGACAUGUGUAAAAAGUGUGUACACAAGAAAUGUCUAUCUUAACAAUUUUGUCAAAUACUUAGUCAAGCAAGUACUACGUAACUCGGAAAUAAAACCAGGUAGCUACAGUACUCUAUUUGCGAGCACUCCCCCAGUGCUCACCUAAUAGAUAACCCAGAAGUCAGGAGUCCUGUUCCUUCACUGGCAAUGGUCGAAGGGGAAGAAGAUUACAUGGGAGACCUUUCCCAGUUUCUACCUCCGGAAGCUUCUCCAUCUUCCGAAAAGGUUUCUAGCAAUAAACUCUCCGUAGUCUCAAAAUCUGUAAACAAGCGCAAACCCCUAAGCUGGCAAGAACAGAGAAUACUUAAACGACAACAAAAGCAAAUUGAAGAGGAUCAACAAACACUGGCCAACUUAGAAUCAGCAAUUCCUGAAUCAAACAUUGGGUUUAAAAUGUUGAAACAAAUGGGAUACAUUCCUGGGUCCAGUUUAGGGAAGGAUGGUUCAGGAAGGGUUGAACCAGUGGGAUUGGAAAUUCGAAGAGGCCGUGCUGGGCUUGGGAAGGAAGACUCGAGAUUAGAGAAGGCAAGGAUAGAAAAAGAGAAAUCUGAAAUUGGGCAAAAGAAGGAGGAAGAACUUAUGGUAGACUUUGAGCAUCGCCAAAAAGAGAGGUGGAAAGGGCGGAGGGUUGUUGUCAACUUUCACAAGGCUGAGGCUGUAUUAGCCCAGUUGGAGAAUAGGGAGGUCGUUGAAGAGGCUAAGGAAAAAGAAGAAGGAGAAGAGGAAGAGGAAGAAGAAGAAAUCAUCACGGAAGAGGAUUUGCUAACAAUGUUGAUGAAAUUGAGAGAUGAAUAUUAUUACUGCCUGUUCUGUGGAUGUCAGUAUGAUUCUUUGGAGGCACUUGCGGGUGACUGCCCUGGCGUAUCGGAAGAAGACCACUAGACAAUUCGACUUAUCGGAGGGAUUGAUGCAUUUCAGGGACAGUUGAGAUUUAUACUUUAAGCUUUUUACCAAAUCUGAUGAUGGCUAUUCGAUAGUGAAAAUGAUUGUGAAAAUGGUUAGGGUCUCAAACCUCAUCAAAAGAUCCUUCAAAUGAAGGUUUCUUUGUGCCAUGAAUCCAGAUGAUCAUAUCUGAUUUAUCCAGGUAUGGUUUGCGUAUUUGCAUUCUUGAUCUGGGAAUUUAACUGUGGCCCUCAAUUACUUUUGUGAAUGGAACUGCUAAAUCUUUAUUUGUAUGCUCAAAUUUGUACUUUUCAAAUACCUAUACACACAAUGGCCCUCCGGUGGCCACAUUCCGGCUUAUCAGUGUUAUCAGCC
Molecule: messenger RNA, 1684 nt
Organism: Cuscuta europaea
Lineage: Eukaryota; Viridiplantae; Streptophyta; Magnoliopsida; Solanales; Convolvulaceae
Source: the annotation of a GenBank genome assembly